Malania oleifera is the source of this 1095-nucleotide messenger RNA. Its product is annotated as basic blue protein-like. The record is from RefSeq and is a predicted model, not a curated record. The transcript is spliced from 2 exons. Gene Ontology annotation, cellular component: plasma membrane. Bases 138 to 698 code for a protein of 186 amino acids. Gene Ontology annotation, molecular function: electron transfer activity. NCBI's taxonomy places the organism in Eukaryota, Viridiplantae, Streptophyta, Magnoliopsida, Santalales, Ximeniaceae.
AAUGAUACUAAAAAAAAAAAAGAAGGGUUCAGUACUCCACAAGCAAGGCCAUAGAUCAUAAACAUCAUAAAAUUUAGACUAUCAUCCAUUAAUUCUUCCAGGUUCUUGUUAAGUGGUUUCCAUAUAUCCUCAAAGCCAUGGAAGAAGAAAUUGAGUUAUGUUUCAGAUAUUUUAAGUUCUUGAACAUCCUCAUAUUGAUCAGUUUCUUGUGUUUAGACACAGCCAGUUCUGAAGUUUAUACAGUAGGAGAUGAGGAUGGGUGGGACACAGGGUCCAACUUUCUUACCUGGUCACAGAGAUACAAUUUUAGCGCUGGCGAUGAUCUGGUGUUUCAAUAUGUGAAGGGGCAACACAAUGCUUAUGACGUAACAGAGGCCACAUAUCAAUCCUGCAAUGCAAGCUCUGGGGUUUUAGCGAAGUAUGAGAGCGGGAACGAUCAAGUCAAACUCACCAAAGCGAAGAAAUACUGGUUUAUUUGCAACAUAGGAGGCCACUGCCUGGGAGGAAUGAGGUUCGCUAUCGAUGUAAAAGCAGCCAGUACCAUCUCCAAUAGCACUAAUACCACCAAUGAUGCAUCAACUCCUGGAAUUGGAACAACCCCACCACCCAACCUUGAAAAAAGUUAUGCUUCUAGGAGAAAUAGCAUUGUGAUAUGCCUCAUUGGUUUAGUGAGAGAAAUACUACCCAAAAUGUACUAAACAGCUGCGAAAUUUGGAGUUAAUUUGGUCAGUGCAUCUCCUUUUAUUUUAUUUUUUCUUCUGCCUUUUCUCUAUGAAUAGAAUACAGCUGUUGGGUGAGAGGGGAAGAAAAAGUAUAUAAUUUACAUGAAUUUUCAAGAUGUGAUAGGCCAGGAUCAACUUCGAUCUGCAGCUUUGGUGUGGUUGCUCAUAUAUUCAUUUCUGUUCUCAUUUGGAAAUGACAUAGUGAUGAAUUUUGAUGAAGAGGUCAUGGGAUUUAAUUUUCCACUAGUUUUGUGAACAUUACUUUGCAAUAAGAGAAGAUGUAUACGUAUUAUGCUACUAUGCUGGGUUUCUAAUGGCUUGCUUUGAGAGGGGGAAACCUCAAUGGGGCAAAACUAUAGACAUAAAUAGAUUU